Molecule: messenger RNA, 3176 nt
Organism: Cottoperca gobio
Lineage: Eukaryota; Metazoa; Chordata; Actinopteri; Perciformes; Bovichtidae
Product: deoxyribonuclease-1-like
Exons: 14
Coding region: 395-1984 (529 amino acids)
Biological process (GO): DNA catabolic process
Cellular component (GO): nucleus
Molecular function (GO): DNA binding; deoxyribonuclease I activity
Source: RefSeq, a predicted model, not a curated record
GCUGCUGCCCCCGCAACUUUCGUGCAUUUCAAAGUUUUCACAGUGAAAUAUCUCAAUAUUUACAAGAUCGAUUGGCUCACUAUUCUGAGCAGACCUUCCUGGUCCCCAGAGGAUGAAUCCUACAUUGGUGAUCCCCCUCACGUUAACUUGUGAUAACUUUGGUGAUCUUUGGUGAAAAUGUCCAACACUUUGGUUUAAGACUAAAUUCACAUUCACAUCAACCUCCACUUGUUUUUAGUGUUAAUUAGCAAUGCUAACAUGCUAACAUGCUAAACUAAGACGGUGAACAUGGUAAACAUUUUAGCAUUGUGAGCAUAUUACGUUAGCAUUUAGCUAAAAGCACUGCUGUGUUUAAGUGCAGCUUUAGACUUGUGUUCUUGUUUUAAUCUCUGAAAUGAUUUUUGUAGGAAAAAUGAAGAUUGCAGCCUUCAACUUCAACAGACUGGGAGUGACAGAAGUGGAGAAUGAGGCCGUGCGGAAUAAUCUGAUCAAGAUUGUGUCUCGGUACAGCGUGGUGGUGAUCCUGGAGGUGAUCCUAGAGGGGAAAGAGGAGGAUGGUAGCUCCAUGGAGAAGUUCCUCACACACCUCAACAACGAUGCAAAGAACAUAAAUCAUCCUUACGAAAUGCAGUGCAACGGAUUUCUGGGACCAGGCAAGCUCAAGGAGAAGUUUGUUUUCUUCUACAGAAAGGACGAGGUGACACUGAUCGACUCCUUUCAGUACGAAAAAGAUGGAGAUAGGCUACACAGACCCUUCGUUCUUUAUCUCGAAUGUCCAAAGACAGCGCUCUGUGUGUAUUCGCUCAGAACGAAGGCGGUGUUUCGCGGGCUUCCGGAGGGCCUCAACAUGAAGAUCGCAGCCUUCAAUGCUAAAAACCUGGGAUGGAAGAAAGUCACAGACAAGACGGUCGUCCACUACCUCACCAAGAUCAUGUCUCAGUACAGCGUGGUGGUGAUCCUCGAGGUGAUGGAUAAGAGCGGUAAGGCCAUGGAGAGGUUGCUGAAAAAGCUCAACAACAGCUCCAACAGUCCUUACACCAUGAUUGCCAGCUGCCGGCUGGGACGAGACACCUACAAGGAGCGCUUUGUUUGUUUCUACAGAGAGGAGGAUGUGACUCUGGAAGCUUGUCAUCAGUAUGAAGAUAAUCAAAUUGGAGAUGUGGACGCCUUCGCCAGAGAGCCCUUCAUCCUGCGCUUCAGCUGUCCAUCGACAGUGGUGAAAGAUCUGGUUCUGAUCCCGGUCCACACCAAACCAACAGACUCGUUGAAGGAACUGGACGAGCUGCAUGACGUGGUCACCUCCAUCAGGCAGAAGUGGGGAACGGAUAACAUUAUAAUUUUGGGGGACUUUAAUGCAGAUGGACGUUAUCUCUCCCAGAAGAAGAAGAAGAAGAUCCGCAUCUCCUCCGCUCCCUAUCAUUGGCUGAUCGACGAUGAUGUCGACACGACGAGUAGUAACUUUAAUGACCACACCUACGACAGGAUCGUAGUGUACGGACAGAGCAUGCUGAACACCAUCGUCCCCGGCUCGGCCAAAUCCUUCAACUUCCAGACAGAGUUCGACCUGACGGAUGAAGAAACUCUGAGUGUCAGUGACCACUACCCUGUGGAGGUGGAGCUGAAGGAACAAAAAGCACAGACUCAAAGGAAGCCGGCUCAGCCCCGAACAGCGAAGACAGCGAAGACAACGAAGACAGCGAAGACAGCGAAGACAGCGAAGACAACGAAGACAACGACGACAACGAAGACAGCGAAGACAACGAAGACAGCGAAGACAGCGAAGACAGCGAAGACAACGAAGACAGCGAAGACAACGAAGACAGCGAAGACAACGAAGACAACGAAGACAGCGUCCCCUGAAGAACAGAAGAAAGGACCCCAGGAGAUGAAUGUGGCACCAAAGAGGAAGAGAGGACCGCCAUCAGACACGCUGGCUAAGAGAAGAGAGUUGGAACAAAUGACAGACCAACAUGAUGAUGCUUAAAUCAUUCUAAAGUAGUAUUAGUUGUGAGCUUUAAGAUUUGAUAAUUAAAUAAUAUGUUAAACAUCCCGUCCUAAAGUCUCCCGUCCACACAAAGAUGUGUUUUACUUUGUGUUACUUCUCUCAGAUGUUUGAGCUUCACUCUGCACAAUUUCAUUUUGUGACGUAUUUUGAAACGUCGAGGUCACAAACGGAGAAUUUACAUUUCAGUGAAGUAGGAGACACAUUUUAAGAUAAAACAUUUAUAUCUAAAGAAUCUACAGAAUAAUGCACAUUAAAAAACUCAACUGAGUUUAUUUUGGUACAUGUGCUCGAUUUUAACACGUCCCAUAACGUGGGAAAUAAAUGUUCCUUAUUUCAUUAAGUGUUUCACAUUUCAGGAAGAAAUGCAUCUCUGUGUCACUGCUUGUUUCCACUUUACUUUAUGCUAAACUCAGCUCACAACAUCAAGAUCUCUACUGAAAACACUCGACAUUGAUCUCCUCUCACUCUGCAGAAGAAAGAUAAUUAAGAUAAUAAGAUUAGUUCUUUCUGAAUGAGUAAAUUUAAAUAUUGGAGAUCAAAAUAAUCUCAUUUACUGAGGGUGUGACAGAGCGCUGCAGAGUACUUACAGACAGGAAACACCUACUGGUCCAUACAACACAUAGACUGUUGGUGUGUGUGUGUGUGUGUGUGUGUGUGUGUGUGUGUGUGUGUGUGUGUGUGUGUGUGUGUGUGUGUGUGUGUGUGUGUGUGUGUGUGUGUGUGUGUGUGUGUGUGUGUGUUUUAUCUGUGUUAACACACUUCCUGUCUCAGAGGUUGGUUGAAACUAGAAAACUGCUGAUUGCGCUGCAGCGGAGCAACAUUAAUGCGGAUGCAAAUGUUAUAACAUAAUGUUUUGAGAUUGACAGGAUCAGCUGAGGUAAUGUGGAAUAUAUGAAGCAUUUCUGUUGUGGGAGUUAAUGAAAGUUACUUGUGCUUGUAGAUUACUUGAGUAUUUCCCUUUUAUACUACGUUAUACUUCUACUCUACUACAAUUCAGAGGAAUAUAUUGUACUUUUGACUGCAUUGCAUUGUUUUAUCCGUGUUGUGGGUUAAAACAUUAGUAGUUCAAAUCUGCACCAGCUGGCAAAUAGAAAUGCUGCUUUCAUGUUAAUGCAUCAAUAAUAAUAAUAAUAAAAGAAUCCUAUAAUAUUAAAUAAACAUGGUUUAACUA